CUGGAACGCAAUCUUGACAGUAGAAUUAUAAGAUCAAUAAUUCCACCUAAGUUUCAAUUAAACCCUUGUUUUUAAUCAAAAAAUAUUGUGUGGGGCGUAUCAUAUCGUACAAAACAACAGAGGAACACAGGACACCAGUAUGGCGACGGAUCCCUGGAUAGUGCAUCCUCACGAACAUGCAAAAUUCGCGGAACACUUUCGUAACCUCGGACCUGUUAAUGGACACCUUACUGGAGAACAGGCCAAGAGGUUCAUGUUACAGUCCCAGCUACCGCCUCCAAUACUGGGCCAGAUCUGGUCUCUAGCAGACACCAACGCCGAUGGGAAGCUGGAUCUACGCGAAUUCUCUAUUGCAUGCAAGAUAAUAAACCUGAAACUUCACAACAUAGAGAUCCCAAAAGUAUUGCCGCCAUCUUUACUUGCCUCCUUAAGCCCAACUGCAGCCACCCCAAAACCGGCCUUCGCAGCCCCGAGCCCAGUCCCCGCCCCGAUAAGACCCCCGAUUCCCCCCAUGCCAACCAUACCUCAACAACCAUUAAUAUCCGGUUUAUCUUCCGCCCCACCAUCAAACCAAUCACUUUUAGGCGACCUCGUAGGCCCACCCCUAACUCAACAACCCCCAUUGAUCCCACCCCUUAACCCACCCAAACCAAACGUUCCAGACUUAAUUUCCGGCCAACCGCUAGCCCAACCAUUGAUCUCUCAACCUCUUGUAGGUACUCAACCGUUAACCUCUCAACCGAUGAAUCCGCCUAUGGGACAACCUAUUCUACCACCACAGCCAUUAAACCCGCCAUUGACUCAACCUAUUAUCCCUGCCCAACCUAUCAUUCCUCCUCAACCGAUUAUUCCGCCUCAACCCGUCAACCCUCCGAUUCAACCUAUCAUUCCCACGAACAACUUAAUCGGUCAAAAUCCUCCCUUGAUUCCAAGUUUACCAACGGACUCGUUUUCAAACUUGGUUCAACCAAUUGUUCCUCAAAAUAAGGCCUUUUCGUCCCCCCCGGAAGUACCAGUCACUGGUCAGUCCCCGUUGAUGUCGAAUGCGGCGCCUGCUCCGUCGACUGUUGGGUCUCUAGUCACGAGCCCCCCGGCCGGGGUCAGUAGUCUCGCUGGGGUCAUUCAACCAGUGACUUCGACGCCGUUGGCUGCUAUGAAAAGCGAUAGCAUGUCUAAACCGGGUUCUUUGGUAACUAGUCCGACGGAGAUGCCAAUGGGAGUGAUGAGUCCCCCAGCGGCCGUCGAAUGGGGGAUCCCUCAACCACAGAAGCUGAAAUACACCCAACUCUUCAACGCGACAGAUCGAGCUAAAACCGGAUCUGUGUCUGGCGCCCAAGCUCGAUCUAUAAUGUUGCAGUCCAGACUCGCUCAGCAGGCGUUAGCUCAAAUCUGGGCCCUGGCUGACCUGGAUUCCGACGGGAAAUUGGGCUGUGAAGAAUUCGUUCUGGCGAUGUACCUAUGUGAGAAGGCGACUCAAGGAGAACCAGUGCCAGCUAAAUUACCCCCUGAACUCAUUCCACCAACAUUCCGACGUGACUCUAUUACUUCGAAUACAAGCGCGAAAUCUUACGAAGAGAGACGAAGAGAGAAUAUGGCUAGAGGACAGGCGGAGCUCGAGAGGAGACGCUCUCAGCUUGCUGACGCCGCUAUGAAAGAAAAGGCUGAAAGAGAGCGAAAAGAACGCGAGGAAGCGGAGAAGCGAGAGAAGUUGCGUCUAGAAGCUCAGAAGAGGGAACAAGAAGAACUGCUUCGGAAGCAGAAGGAAGAACAAGAAAAACGUGAGGCCGCCCGCAAAGAAAUGGAGCGGCAAUGUCAACUUGAAUGGGAGAAGAAGCGAACACGGGAAUUGGAAGCGAUGCGGACAGAGGAACAGUCAAAAGUCCUCUCCCUUAAGGCGAAGAGUCAGAGUGUAUCAGCCGAACUGAACUCCGUAGUGCUUCGCGCCAGUAACCUGGCCAAGGAUAUCCGGGAGACCAGGACUAGUGUUGCCGCAGCGAAGUGCACUAUUGAUGGCAUGAGAUCGGACCGAGACUCGAGUAUGGCUGAAAUGCAGCAACUGAAGGCCCGAGUUAAGGAACUGAACGCUAAGCAAAUAGCUCUGAAUAAGGAAAAGGCGGAACUUGAUGCUAAGGCCAAAGCAUCCGAGGGUGCAGGCGAAGACGGGAAGCUGAAUAUGAUGGAGAUCACUCUUAAACAGCUGAGAGAUAAGGUCGAAGCAGCGAAAGCUCUAGUUGAGAGCAAGAAACAAGAUCUGGAAACGAAUAAAUCCCAGCUCUCGGAACUUAGUAACACAGUCACUGAGCUGGGUGAAAAAUGCGCUCGAGUUUGGAAGCUCUAUGAAGAGAGGAGGGAGGAAUACCUCAGUAGGAGCUCUGCGCCCGCUGAAAGCGCUUGGAACGCAGAAGCCGAUUGGGGAGCUACGUCCAACGAUGCUUGGGGCGAAGAGCCGGCCGCCGACAACGCAUGGGGUGAUGCACCAGCCACUACGGCUACUGAAGUGGUGACUUCUUCGGCUGCCCCUAGAUGGCGCUGCGUGUACGAGUUCACAGCGCGCACGGCCGAUGAGUUGAGCCUCCAACCGGGAGACUUGGUCAGCGACGCCCAGCCGCCUCGUGGAGAUGCCGAGCCUGGCUGGAGAUGGGGGACAGCCCGAGGUCAAUCAGGAUGGUUCCCUGAAUCUUACGUUGAGGAUAUUAACGCUCAAACAGCUUACAGCGAAGUUGUCGAAUCAAUCGAAACGAAGACCCAACUCGAAGGCAUCGCUGAAGUGCCCGAAGCUGAAAUGUCGAAUGAUUUGGGCGGAGCCAUGCCUGUAGUACAGGGCGGUGAUUUCUACAUAGCCGCGUAUCCAUACACUUCGGCUGAACCUGGCGACCUUACCUUUGAGGCCGGUGAGAGGAUCGAGGUCAUCAGACGGGACGGUGACUGGUGGACCGGCAGGAUUGGUAUCAGAACCGGAAUUUUCCCAUCGAAUUAUGUGACCAAAGACACAACUACAGCUGUCGACGUCAUCGCUUCUAUACCGGAAGCGGAAGAGAUACCAGAGGGCCAAGCAGAGGUCGCGCCCGCCCUCCCACAGCAAAACGCGGCGCCAUACUCCCCACCCGUACAGAACGCGGCCCCGUUGUCACCGUCUGCACAGAACGCGGCGCCGUUGUCACCGUCUGCACAGGAACAAAAAUCAUCGACGCCAAUAUCUUCGGAGGUAGCUUCUAUUACGGAGGGCGCAGCCUCCAAUGGCGGGGGCGCGCGCCCCGCGUCCGCUGCGCGUAGAGAUUCCGGCAGAGAUUCCGUCACUGGGCGGAGGAAAAACGAGGUCGCACAGGCAAUUGCCAACUACACGGCUACUAGCUCUGAACAGCUUUCCUUGACCAAGGGCCAACUCCUGGUUGUCCGAAAGAAGGCCGACAGUGGUUGGUGGGAGGGAGAAUUGCAAGCCAAAGGGAGGAACAGGCAGGUCGGCUGGUUCCCCGCGAGCUAUGUCAAGAUACUCCAGUCUUCGGGCCGCACAUCAGGUAGAACUACUCCAGUUUUAUCCAAAAUGGACACGUUGCCAGCUGAAACAGUGAUCGAUAAGGUAAUCGCACUAUAUCCAUAUACCGCACAAAACGCUGAUGAGUUAAGCUUUGAAAAAGAUGACAUUAUUGCCGUCACUGAUCGCUCGCAAGACCCGGCGUGGUGGCAAGGUGAACUUCGAGGAAUGACUGGUUUAUUCCCAAGCAAUUAUGUCACAAAAUUAGUCAACUAAAUACUAAAUGUUUAGUAACACUAAUAUUGUAAUAGUUUAACUACACCGCUUAGUUUAUAGGCAAGUGCUUUUAGUGUGGACGAGCCGCUUUGUCGGCGUGAUACCACGGUUCUACGCUAAACACGGCGUUUUAUCACGCCGGGUGAGUAAAAGGCAGUAGUUGUAGACGCUCAAUCUUUUUUUACAAUCCCCACAGCAUCAAAUCUCCAACAACAUGUCAACAGUUGGGUAAAAUAGUCCCCAGACUUCAUCAAAUGACUUCUCCCGCCCAAGGUCGGGCUGGAGGGAGUGUCAGACUCUUACUGACUAAAAACCCCCCGUUCCUUCUCCUGCUCUGGGCCGAGGUCGCGGUGCCUCAUUGCGCUUACCCCUCCACCCCGGCUGAACAUCAGCCCUAUAGGGCCCCGUCUGUGGUGGUCUAUUGGCUCUUUGAGGCGCGAAGCACUUGCCUAGUUAAUAGAGUUCAUAUAAUAUAGUAGAGCUAUCAUAGUUAAUACGGUGACUGGUAAUAAGUGAAGGAUAUUUAAAAAAAAAAUUUUUGGCUUCUCCCCCGAUCCCCAAAUCUCCAAAACCCAAAUCACCAAAAGGUCAGCAACGCAUUCGUAACUCCUCCGUUGUUGCGAUUGUCCAUGGGCGGCGCUGAUUGCUUACCAUCAGGUAAUCCGUCUGCUCGUUUGAUAGUAAAAAAGUUUCACACUGACGUUUUACAAUGACGUAUUUAAAUAUAUGUCACUUAUUACCAAGCACCUUAUAAUUAUAAUUGGUUCUUAAAUAAUUUUCAGCUUAUAAUAAUUAGCACAACUA
Messenger RNA from Spodoptera exigua (beet armyworm), 4552 nucleotides. The record is from the annotation of a GenBank genome assembly. Lineage: Eukaryota; Metazoa; Arthropoda; Insecta; Lepidoptera; Noctuidae.